AUGGGCGAAGAUGCUGUGGCAGCCUGGCUUGACCCAUCCCGUGACACUAAAAAGUUGAUUGAAUCAAUCCAGUUUCCAACAACGCUUAACUGUCACCAGGUCGGAAGUGAAGUUGCGAACGUCAACAACAAGGGCAUGGACUGCGUUCUCCCCGUUAACAAGAAGGAUAGCAAGCCAGAGCCAACCAUGAUGGAUGCCUGGCUUUUCAAAACGAAGGCAAAUGAAGCUGGGCCUAGCACAAGCACCAGAAUACAAAGCCAGUCACCUCUGAAGGCUCAACCAAAGAAUGAGCCAGUACUGCAAGUGAAGAAAGUGGUGGGGGUGCAAGAAGCAGUGAUACGAGUCAAGGAAGAGCCAGCUGUCCAAGAAAAACAAGAGACAGGUGUUCAAGGGAAACAGGCAUCGGCGAAGCAGCCAGCAACUCAAAUGAAAGUGGAGGUGAAAGUGGAAAUUAAGGCAGAGUCGAUUAUGCAACUGAAGGAGGAGCCAGGAGUGGAACCAAAGAAAAGGAGAUUGGACUGAUGGGGAAAAUGUCCAGCUAAGAGGUCAGGUCUGGAAAUAUUCCAGCUGUCUUUCUUUUUUUUUUUAGUAGCACUUGAAUGCUGUUCAAAUGACUGUUCAGCUGAUCCUUUCUUUUUUUUCUGUAAUGCCUGUAUUUAAAUAUUAACAGUGCAUAAGUACAAAGUACCUGAAUACUACUGUAAUCUUACUGUGAUAUUUUAAAUUGUUUUAAUGGCAAGGACUAUAAGCCAUAGCCAUUUUAUUGCACACUGUACAGCAGUGCUGUCAUGUUAUGCACAAAUAUUCUUCUUGAAAGAUAUUAACACCGUUUUUUUACUGUACUACAAAGCUUUUAAAACAGCAUGUUUAAAUAAAGCUGCAGUAUUGUUUUAUUCCA
This is a messenger RNA of Rhipicephalus sanguineus (brown dog tick), 898 nucleotides long. RefSeq lists its product as uncharacterized. Bases 1 to 522 code for a protein of 173 amino acids. The transcript is spliced from 4 exons. The record is from RefSeq and is a predicted model, not a curated record. NCBI's taxonomy places the organism in Eukaryota, Metazoa, Arthropoda, Arachnida, Ixodida, Ixodidae.